This is a messenger RNA of Patella vulgata (common limpet), 5203 nucleotides long. Its product is annotated as low-density lipoprotein receptor-related protein 2. The transcript is spliced from 30 exons. The coding region runs from base 521 to 5203 and encodes 1560 amino acids. The record is from RefSeq and is a predicted model, not a curated record. NCBI's taxonomy places the organism in Eukaryota, Metazoa, Mollusca, Gastropoda, Patellidae. Gene Ontology annotation, molecular function: calcium ion binding; protein binding.
CUUCACCGUUACAAGCUGAGGUUGAGGAUAUGGGAGGUAUGCCUAGAAGUUAAGUCACAAGCCUUGAUCACCUGACGGUAUGUCGACUGUCUUUUCCAGCGUUUCACUCUUGUCACUAACCCAUAAAUAUUCGUACACACCACAUAUAUUUUGUUGACUUUACAAGAGUGGCACAUAAUUACCUCGCAUCGCCUGAGGCCAUGUUUCCAAACUGCUACAACGUAGCUUUGUAACUUUUCAACACCAAUUUAUACAACAAUUACGACAUUCAUUUUGGCAGCUUAACUUUAUAGUGAAUAGUCUUCUGGCGGAUAACUGAAUCUGGCGGAGGGUAAAGCACGGACAUCUUUUUCUCUGUGACGACAGUGUAAACGUUUAAUUAGAAAUAGAUACAGACACCUAACUUCGCUCCAGUGAAGACAAGUUUUGGGGGUGCACAUUACUUAAGUGAUUUUUUUUUUCACUUAUGGUCGGCCGCAGCUAGAAGAACUUUAUGUUGUAGAUUCUAUUUUAUUGGAUCAUGUCUGCUAACGAGGCGAACAUUUUUAUUAGGAAAUUAUGGAUAAUUUUCAUACAGUGUUAUUUCAUUCAGCAAAUAUCUACACAGGCUUGUUUACCGUGCAGUGAAGAUUUAUUUCAAUGUAAGAACUGUCGCUGUAUAUCAAAUCAGUGGUUAUGUGAUCAUAAUAACGACUGUGGUGAUAACUCAGAUGAAUCUACAAACUGCACAUACCCAGUGUGUUCUGGAUCAGAAUAUAGAUGUAAAAAUGAAAGAUGUAUUUCACAAGAUUGGAUCUGUGAUGGAUCGGAUGAAUGUGGUGAUAAUUCAGAAGAAGAAAAUUGUGGUACCUACCACUGUCGACCAGGUGAAUGGGCGUGUCCAUCAAAUGGACAUUGUAUCCCUAUAAGAAAUAUAUGUGAUAGUAAUAGAGACUGUGAUAAAGGUGAAGAUGAAGGUGUUACAUGUAGUACAACUGGUUGUAGUAAGUUAUCGUGUGAUCAUGGCUGUAGACAAACACCUACUGGUGGUAUAUGCUAUUGUUCAACUGGUUUUAAAAUUAGUCCAGAAGACAACAGAACAUGCGUUGAUUUUAAUGAAUGUAAAAGUUGGGGAUUUUGUGAUCAGACAUGUGAGAACACAGAAGGAUCGUACAAAUGUAGCUGUGCUCAAGGUUAUACCCUUUCCGGUAACAGAACGUGUAAGGCUGCUAAAAGUGCUGAGAUGAAAUUAUAUAUUACAAAUGAUGAUAAUAUUGUUACCAUGGAUACAAAUGGUGGUGAUACUCAGGAAACACUUCUAACAUCAGUAGAAGAUAUAGAACUGGAUGUUAAAAAUAACAGAAUGUUCUGGAUUGAUCAAACUAAGAUCUAUACAGCGUCAAUAAACGAUUGGUCGGCAAAACAAGAGUUACCUAUAAAAGGUCUAGCACGACCUUCAGCACUCGCUUACGACUGGAUUGGUAACAAUCUGUAUUAUCUAGAUAAAGACGCCAUCAGAAUCGAUAUUUUCGCCUUCAAAAACAACUUACAAAGAAAUAUUAUAUCAGAUAAUAUACGAGCACCACACUGUAUGGCUGUGGAUCCCAUACACGGUUACUUAUUUUUUGUGGAUGCUGGGAGAAAAUCCACGGCCAAUUCAGUGAAGAUUGAGAGAGCUUUCAUGGAUGGUAGCCACAGACUUGAUUUAAAAUUAACCAAACUAUUGAUGCCACAAAGUAUAACUUUAGAUAUAACAACACAGAGAUUGUUCUGGAUAGAUUCCCACCUGGAUCAAAUAGACACUGUGGAUUAUAAUGGUUUGGACAGGCGUACAAUCAUCUCUGGUGGUAUUCAGGUGCCGAGUGGAUUGGCACUAAAUAUGUUUGAAGAUCAACUAUACUGGACAGAUGCAACCAAAAUGGGCGCACUACGUGUCAGUGUAUAUGGUGGCGAGGCGAAACAAAUUUAUCAGUCAUCAGGAAAUAUACUCAAAAGUAUUAAAGUAUUCCAUCCAUCAAAACAACCAGUACCAGAACGGUAUCCAUGUGAUAAUAACCCGUGUCAGCACAUGUGUGUUAUAUCACAUACUACAGAUAAUUCAGGAUUAGGUUAUAGAUGUAUGUGUAGUGCUGGCUAUCAACUACUACCUGAUCAAAAAAACUGUACAAAAAUAGACAAAUUUAUCCUCUUUGCCUCAAUGCAUGCAGUACGGGGUAUUCCACUGGAACAAUCCAUGACUUACUCCGUGGAUGCCAUUCAGCCUAUAAUCGGACCAAGUAGAGGCAGAAAUGGAAGAAACUAUGUAGCGGUGGAUUAUAUUGCUGAAAAUGAAACCAUAUAUUUCUCUGAUGUGAGAAACUUGGUUAUUUAUCAAGGAACACUUGGUGAUUCAGAACCUAAGCCUCUUGUUGUUAACAGUAUACGAACAGUAGAAGGACUGUCUGUUGACUGGAUAUCAAAGAAUCUCUAUUUUACUGACUAUGCUCGUGGUACUGUAUCUGUAGUCCGGAUUGAACAGCCUGGUGAUAGGAGGGAUAUUGUAACUGAUUUAGGCAAUCCUAGAUCUAUCUUAGUCAAUCCUAUCAAGGGAAUUAUUUUCUUUUCGGAUUGGUUGAGAAAUUCAAUGCAGAAUGCAUACAUUGCCCGAGCUUAUGGUGACGGUAGUAAUGUUACCAAGAUUCGUGAACAUCAACUAGGCUGGCCAAAUGGAUUGUGUAUUGAUUUUGAAGCAGAUCGGCUGUACUGGGUUGAUGCAUAUUUUGAUAGAAUACAGAGCACUGAUUUUGAUGGAGAAAAUUUAAAAACUUUGGGUAAUCAUGCUAUAACCCAUCCCUUUGGUAUAGCUCUUUAUAAAGACGACAUAUAUUUUACGGACUGGAGAAUGGAAGCCAUCUUGAAAAUCAAUAAAAAUGGGGGCAAGCAAACAAAACUUCGAUCAGGAGUUGGAAAAAUGAUGGGAAUAAAAAUAUUUGAUAAAGAUUUACAACCAAUGUCUUCUCAAAAUCCUUGUACCAGGCGUAAUGGGGACUGCUCCCAUUUCUGCUUCCCAGUUCCGGUUGCUGGUAGCUUACUGAGGAUAGGACGCCAUUGUGGGUGUCCGUAUGGUAUGAAGCUGAAGGAAGAUCAGAGGUCAUGUGAACCAAAUCCAGAUGAACCUAAUCCUAAUUCUUGUAAAGCUGGAUUAUUUAGAUGUGAUAAUGGACGAUGUAUACCCCAGUCCUACCAGUGUGAUAAAGACAAUGAUUGUCUGGACAAUUCAGAUGAGAAGGAUUGUCCCACAGAUCUCACAUGUGCUGCCAACAAGUUCCAAUGUGAUAAUGGACGCUGUGUUAGCAAGGUGUGGCUCUGUGAUGGAGACAAUGAUUGUGGAGACAUGUCUGAUGAGAAAGACUGCCCUGGGAAGACAUGUAGACCAGAUGAGUUCAGAUGUAAUAACUCGCUGUGUAUAAUGCAAACCUUAAAAUGUGAUACUGAUAAUGAUUGCGGUGAUAGUUCAGAUGAAGGCGAUUUCUGUGCUGACCAUUCGUGUCCUCCUGAAUAUUUCCAAUGUGACAAUAAGAGAUGCAUACCGGAACAUCUAGUGUGUAAUGGCGGCAUGGAUUGUUUUGAUCAGAGCGAUGAAUAUAAAUGUCCCCCAUUAAACUGCACCGGAAGAAGAUGGACAUGUAAAGGUGUACGUCAAUGUAUCUCUAAUAAAUAUCAUUGUGAUGGCGUCAAUGAUUGUACGGAUGCCAGUGAUGAAGAGGAUUGUGCAACACGAGCACCAGAUGGUUGUCAUGACAAUGAGUUUAAAUGUGAAGUAGGUGGAUGUAUACCUGAAAAAUGGAAAUGUGAUGGACAAGAAGAUUGCGAGGAUGGAACAGAUGAACCUUCAAGCUGUGCAACACCAACAUGUCAUGCUGGUAGGUUUAGAUGUGAUAAUGGACGAUGUGUAUUUCCUGGUUGGGUUUGUGAUGGUGAUGAUGAUUGUGGAGAUAAUUCAGAUGAAGCACAGAGUUUAACCUGUGCUCCACCACCCUUUAAAUGUCCAGCUGGUCAGUGGGAAUGUCCAGGUAGUAGAAAGUGUAUCAAUAUAACAAUGGUUUGUGAUGGUUCACUAGACUGUCCUGAAGGCCAUGAUGAAAGCCCAGUCUGUAAUUCCGAAAGUUGCCGAUUGGAUAAUGGAGGAUGUAGUCAUAAGUGUGUACAGACUCCAAGAGGUGCUGAAUGUGUUUGUCCUGAAGGUCAAGAACUUAAUGGAACCAAAGUCUGUGAAGAUAAAAAUGAAUGUGAUCCACCAGGUAUAUGUAGUCAGACAUGUAUUAAUACAAAAGGUUCGUUUAAAUGUCAGUGUGAUGAUGGCUAUACUUUAUUACCCGAUAAAAGAACUUGUCAAGCCAGUAGAAAUACUUCCCAGAUAUUUUUGUUGGUUGCUGCCAGAACGACUGUAAUAAGAUCUAGUAUAGAAGCUUGGAUCUAUCGUCAGCUACCACUGGUCAAUCAGAAAUCACUCUCAGCUAUAGAUAUAGAGGUCUCAUCUGGUAGCAUCUUCUACUCAGAUACUGGAUUAAAGAAAAUAUUUAGAGCUACAUACAAUGGUACUAAUGUUACUGAGGUAAUAUCAACCGGAGUAGAUGUUAUAGAGGAUAUAGCUGUAGAUUGGAUUGCUGGUAAUAUAUAUUGGACUGAUUAUCGUAUGGAAACUGUAGAAGUAGCUAAUCUUAAUGGUGAUAAUAGAGUGGUGUUGAUCAGUACCAAUAUUACUAACCCACGUGGUGUUGAAGUAGAUCCUAGAGAUGGGUCACGCUUCUUAUUUUGGUCGGAUUGGGGACAGAAUCCUAAGAUUGAAAGAGUUGGUUUAGAUGGAUCAGAUAGAACACCCAUUAUAACUGAGAAGAUUUACUGGCCUAAUGCCUUGACCUUAGAUUAUCCAAACAAGAGGAUUUAUUUUGCUGAUGCCCGUCUUGAUUUCAUAGAUUAUUGUAACUAUGAUGGCAGUGGUAGACAGAGAAUGUUUUCAAAUGAUCAUUUUUUGAGACAUCCCCAUGCAUUGACUAUAUUUGAAGAUAGAAUAUAUUGGACAGACAGAGCAGCUAAUCGUAUAUCAAGAUGUAAUAAAUUUAACUGUACAGAGAGAACUGUAAUGGCGUCUAGUAUAGCUCGCCCACUUGGUAUUGUAGCUUAUCAUACUGUUCGCCAGCCAAAAGCUAGUAAUCCAUGUGUUUUUGUUUUUAUUUAUAGCUAG